GCUGAGCUGCAUAAGCAGGUGUGCACACACUGUGAUUCCGAUAAGAAACCCGCAGGAAAAGUAGAAAAAGUAAACUGAUCCCGACCGCUAUAUCCAUUAUCUGUGCGUUUCAUGCACACGUCCGCUGACACACAGCCGUCUCCACCCCCAAAAGCAGAUUCCAGUGGAGGGCGCAAGACUCCGACAGCAUGAGCUACGAUGACGACGACUAUCCGGCGGACACGUUCCCCAAGGAUUUCGGCUACCGGGCGUACAACCAGGAUGGCCUCGAACUGGAGCCCAACGCAACGGGCAGCAGCGAGACCAAACCGCGCAUUCUGCUAAUGGGAAUGCGCAGAUCGGGCAAGAGUUCCAUCCAGAAGGUGGUCUUCCACAAGAUGUCGCCGAACGAGACGCUCUUCUUGGAGUCCACCAGCAAGAUCGUGAAGGACGACAUCAACAACUCCAGCUUCGUGCAGUUCCAGAUCUGGGACUUCCCCGGCCAGAUAGACUUCUUCGAGCCGACCUUUGACUCGGACAUGAUCUUCGGCGGCUGCGGAGCCCUCGUCUUCGUCAUCGACGCCAAGGAUGACUACAACGAGGCCCUGACCAAGUUCAAGAACACAGUGCUGCAGGCCUACAAGGUGAACCAGCGCAUCAAGUUCGAGGUGUUUAUACACAAGGUGGACGGCAUCAGCGACGACUCGAAAAUGGAAUCGCAGCGGGAUAUCCACCAGCGGUCGUCGGAUGACCUCAGCGAGGCUGGCCUCAAUCAGAUUCACCUGAGCUUCCAUCUGACCUCCAUCUACGACCACUCGAUCUUCGAGGCCUUCUCCAAGGUGGUGCAGAAGCUGAUUCCACAGCUGCCCACGCUGGAGAACCUGUUGAACAUCUUUAUACCAAACUCUGGCAUAGAGAAGGCCUUUCUGUUUGAUGUCGUUUCUAAGAUUUACAUAGCCACGGACUCCUCGCCCGUAGACAUGCAGACCUACGAGCUCUGCUGCGACAUGAUCGACGUGGUCAUAGAUCUGUCCAGCAUAUACAGCUCCGAGGAAACGGCCUUUGAUAGCGGCAGCUCUAGUCUCAUCAAGCUGAACAACAACACGAUACUCUACCUGCGGGAGGUGAACAAGUUCCUGGCUUUGGUCUGCAUACUGCGCGAGGAGAACUUCAACCGGCAGGGCGUGAUCGACUACAACUUCAUCUGCUUCCGGGACGCCAUCAGCGAGGUGUUCGAGCUGCGGCUGAAGCGCCAGAAGCAGCUGGAGAACAACGACCAGGACGACGACGAUCUGGUCGACGAGCAGACCCUCAUUCGCCAUGGCCAUGACGCAUCGGGGAUGUCGCGAGCGCAGCCGAUCAAUUAGGCGCCCUCCAGCUUCCAGCGGCGAGCCCCAUUUAUUUCCCCCUAUGCUACUUCUCUGUGGACACUUCGAUUCCAAUUUGUACGUUCUCUUUCGUUAUAUCUGCUGUUACUUUUGUCUACUGAUACGUUAAGGCGCCACUCUCACAGAGCAGCGUAACAAAUUGCCCAGCGGUUGAAAUUAAUGAUAAUACUACCAAUAAAUAUGUCUAUUUUUAAAUACAAA
Messenger RNA from Drosophila takahashii, 1568 nucleotides. It is a transcript of the gene RagC-D, whose product is annotated as Ras-related GTP binding C/D. Gene Ontology annotation, molecular function: GTP binding; GTPase activity. The record is from RefSeq and is a predicted model, not a curated record. Gene Ontology annotation, cellular component: lysosome; nucleus; Gtr1-Gtr2 GTPase complex. Gene Ontology annotation, biological process: negative regulation of autophagy; cellular response to starvation. Lineage: Eukaryota; Metazoa; Arthropoda; Insecta; Diptera; Drosophilidae.